ACUUUUACUGACCAAGAUGCCAAACCUUCAUUCAGCAUGUCCCAUCUGGACAGCAGCAGUAAUCCUGAUCUGUCUCUGAGGGGAUAUUUUUGUCCACAGUGCCACGCCAAGUACACUGAACUUCCUGUGGAGUGUAAAGUCUGUGGUUUGACUUUGGUGUCUGCUCCCCACCUGGCCAGAUCCUUCCAUCACCUCUUUCCCCUCAAAGAUUUUGUAGAGAGUCCAGUAGAGGAUCUUCAGGGGAACAGGUUCUGCCAGACGUGUCAGAUGGAGCUCAUAGAGAGAAGUCUCUGCUGGUCUCACACGGUCCUCUCCCCCGGAGCCAAGACGGGCAGGCGUCAUCUUCCCGGCUCCGAGCUCAGCUGGUGA
Molecule: messenger RNA, 369 nt
Organism: Nematolebias whitei (Rio pearlfish)
Lineage: Eukaryota; Metazoa; Chordata; Actinopteri; Cyprinodontiformes; Rivulidae
Product: general transcription factor IIH subunit 2-like
Exons: 5
Coding region: 37-369 (110 amino acids)
Biological process (GO): nucleotide-excision repair; regulation of transcription by RNA polymerase II; DNA-templated transcription
Cellular component (GO): transcription factor TFIIH holo complex; transcription factor TFIIH core complex
Source: RefSeq, a predicted model, not a curated record